GGAAGCAUGAUGUCACGCGUCACGCUACCUUUUCAGUCCUCCAACGAGCAAAGAGGUUGAAGAGGGAAAUAGAAAACAAGAAGAUAUAUUUCAGUUCCCGUAGAGCUCCGUCCAAAUACUAACAUAACCAUGAGUGAAGAAAACAUCUUCCUUUUCGUCCCGAAUCUGAUCGGAUAUGCCCGUAUCAUACUGGCUCUGCUAUCCUUCUACUUGAUGCCCUGCUGCCCAGGGCCAGCAGUAUUCUGUUACCUACUGAGUGCGCUAUUAGAUGCCUUUGAUGGACACGCAGCCCGUGCUCUCAAUCAAGGUACAAAGUUUGGUGCCAUGCUGGACAUGUUGACAGACCGCUGUGCUACCAUGUGCUUGCUGGUGAAUCUGGCGUUGUUGUAUCCGUCUUACACUUUCCUCUUCCAGCUCAGCAUGUGUCUGGACGUGGCCAGCCACUGGCUGCAUUUGCACAGUUCCACGAUGAAAGGAGCCACCAGCCAUAAGACCAUUGAUCUUUCUGGCAAUCCCAUCCUAAGGCUGUACUACACAUCCAGGCCUGUGCUGUUUUUCAUGUGCAUGGGGAACGAGCUGUUCUUUGCUCUGCUGUAUAUAAUGCACUACAUUGAGGAACCCCAGGUUUGGCUGCAGUGGCUGCUUGGAGUUUGCGGCGUGGUCUGUCUGAUGAAGUCUGGCAUAAGUGUCCUGCACCUCAUCACAGCCUCCCGCAACAUGGCCGCCAUCGAUGUGGCCGACCGUGAGAGAGAGAGAAGCAAAGCCCAGUGAGGGAGAGAGAGAAAGAGAGAUUGUGUGCAGAAGCAAAGAAACAGGGAGAUGAGAAGCAAAAAAAGAGAGAGAGUGCUUCUAAAUAAUGGGAGUUAGCUGGGAUAUCUUUGAUAGUCAUAAGUAUGAAUAUGUGGACAUCAAUCACGGGACCUUGCAAAGCCUCUGUAAGCAUUUAUAUUUAUUUAAGUAUAAAUAAUCAAUGCAAAUAUACCAGGGCAUUUUAUUUUUAUUCAUAGUCCUGUAGUUGUGCUUUUUAUUACUGUUAAUGGAUGUAGCUGCACUGAGUGUAAAAUGUUUAUGUUUUGUGUGUUAUUCAUUAUAUUUUUUAGGUGUAAUGUUGGUUUGGGGUUUUUCAAUAUGUAGUAAUACAUUAUUAUGUUCUUAAUGAUAAUGCAUAAAUCAUUUUAUUUGGUUUUAGAAUGGCUCUUGUAUGUCAAACCAACAAUAUUUUACACAUACACGCGUACAUAAAACACAGGUACAUUCCACACUUCAGCCGAAAUCCUCCCGAGUAUUAUUGUAUUUGACGGUUGAUUAUUAUUAGUUGUAGUAUUUAACUAAAUUAUUUGUUCAUUUAUGAGAAUGUCAAGCGCUGUUUGAUUAGACUCCUAUUUGUUAUGUUGCAGGUAUAUCAAAACAUAUUUAUCUAUUUGUGUAGUAGUUUAAAGAGUGGUGACAUUAUAAAAAAGUGUCUAUCAUGUGUCUGGCAUCAGUUUCAUUCACAGGCUUCUGAAUGUAUUUUUGGAUUGUGUCAGAGGGGUAGACAUAUAUAUAUAUAUAUCAUAUAAUCAUAUAUAACAUAUAUAAUCAUUUAUAGUACCAGAUGUCAUAAAUAUAUAAAAUGAGAGAUAUAUAACUGUGAAGUAAAAAAUUUUGUACCACUGUAUAUCAGGCUUAUUAAUAAAUAUACCUGACACCAGAUAUAA
Molecule: messenger RNA, 1697 nt
Organism: Paramisgurnus dabryanus
Lineage: Eukaryota; Metazoa; Chordata; Actinopteri; Cypriniformes; Cobitidae
Gene: cdipt
Product: CDP-diacylglycerol--inositol 3-phosphatidyltransferase (phosphatidylinositol synthase)
Biological process (GO): phosphatidylinositol biosynthetic process
Cellular component (GO): Golgi apparatus; membrane
Molecular function (GO): CDP-diacylglycerol-inositol 3-phosphatidyltransferase activity
Source: RefSeq, a predicted model, not a curated record